This is a messenger RNA of Mesorhabditis belari, 378 nucleotides long. Lineage: Eukaryota; Metazoa; Nematoda; Chromadorea; Rhabditida; Rhabditidae. The record is from the annotation of a GenBank genome assembly.
AUGAGUGGCCUUGACGUCACUCAAGAGCUGGGCGGCUCUCCCCGUACAGAGUGCCUCGAAAAUCCGUCGAAAAUCUCCACACAUCCAUUUCUCCGCAUCACCCUUCUCAUCACCGCGUUAUUCUUCACAUCAUUGAUUUCCCUACAAAUUCUCUCUUCCACGCCAUCACGUCGCACAAAUCGUACUCACGAUUUCGGAAUGGAGGAACUCAGCUCCAAGCCAUUUGCGAGAUCACCUCGACGAGCUCGAAACGCUCUGGCGCGUGCUCUACGAUUUCCCAAAUGCUAUUUUCAGGACCCAGCCGAGUACACGGUCUCUUGCGCCUAUCUCGAACUUGAUGGCGAUCACCGAACGCAAAUGUGUCUCAUUCAUCAAAGG